GGACACCGGGGCCCGGAGCUGAGGCACCUCCCUCGGGGGGUGGGGAGGGAGUGUGAGAGACAAAGAGGAAUUCCCGGCCCCCGAUCGCCGAGAAGCCUCGGGCUUUCCUGCGGAGAGUAUCGGGAGCCUGGUGGCGGGUCGCCGGGGCGGGUCACCAUGUCGAGCUCCCGGGUUUGCCGAACCUGCGGCUGCACGGACAUUGACAUUGACCAGGCCCGGGGCGAUGCGGUCUGUACGGCCUGUGGCUCCGUGCUCGAGGAUAACAUCAUCGUCUCCGAGGUACAGUUCGUGGAGAACAGCGGCGGCGGCUCCUCGGCUGUUGGACAGUUCGUCUCCUCGGACAGUGCUGGUAAAGCUCCAUCGCUGGGAACAGGGUUCCACACCAACCUUGGGAAGGAGUCACGUGCACAGACUUUACAGAAUGGUCGUCGUCAGAUUCACCAUCUGGGUAACCAGCUCCAAUUAAACCAGCACUGCCUUGAUACUGCCUUUAACUUCUUCAAAAUGGCAGUUAGCAAGCACCUCACCAGAGGUCGGAAAAUGAGCCACGUGGUCGCUGCCUGUCUAUAUCUGGUCUGUCGAACAGAGGGGACUCCUCAUAUGUUAUUGGAUCUCAGUGACCUGUUGCAGGUGAAUGUCUACGUGUUGGGAAAGACUUUUCUUCUCCUGGCCAGAGAGCUUUGUAUAAAUGCUCCAGCAAUAGAUCCAUGUUUAUACAUCCCGAGGUUUGCCCAUAUGCUCGAGUUUGGAGAUAAGAACCAUGAGGUUUCUAUGACAGCACUCCGUUUAUUGCAAAGGAUGAAGCGGGACUGGAUGCAUACUGGCCGGCGGCCGUCUGGACUAUGUGGGGCAGCUCUCUUGGUUGCUGCUAGAAUGCACGAUUUCAGGCGAACUGUUAAAGAAGUCAUUCGUGUGGUCAAAGUCUGCGAGUCAACUCUCAGGAAAAGGCUUAAUGAAUUUGAAGAGACACCAACCAGCCAGUUAACAAUCGACGAGUUUAUGAAGAUUGAUUUGGAGGAAGAGUGUGACCCACCUUCAUUCACAGCAGGAAAGAGAAAGAUUCGGCUGCAACAGUUGGAGCAAGAACUCUCCAAAAAAUUGGUGGAUUUUGAAGGCGAAAUCGCAAGUUAUCAAGAUGAGAUUGAGACUGAACUGGAGAUCACUCGACCAAGGUAUCGAGGAGCUUAUGCUAACUAUGCUAAAGGAGAUACUCUGGAUGAUGGAGCCUCAGUAACCUCCAGUGGAUUAGGUGAGGAAGAGGGUGAGGAUGAAGAGCUGACGGCGGUCGCAAACCAUCUCAACAAGGAUUUCUGUGAUGACUUCCUCAAUGAAGAGCGGCCAAAAGAGAAUGAUAAAACAGAGGAGGAGAAAGAAUCAGAGCCUCCGCCCAAACCCCCGAAUAUAGCCUCUCUGUUAGGCCCCCUCCCUACAGCAGCCAGCCUUGGCCUGAAGGAGUCCAUUGAAGAGUGUAUAGCAGCUGAUGAACCUGAGUCAGGUGUUGAUCCUCAGAAAGGUGAAUUGGACUUGAAUGGCAUCGAUGACAAUGAAAUCGAUAGGUAUCUGCUCAACGAGAAGGAGGUGGAAAUGAAAACUGAGCUGUGGCUGAGAGAGAACGCAGAUUACCUGAAGGAGCAAAAGGAAAAGGAGGAACGGAUAGCCAAAGAGAAAGAGCUUGGGAUUUACAAAGAGCAGAAGCCCAGAAAAUCAUCUAAGAAACGUGAGCCAAUCCGAGCCAGCACCGCAGGGGAAGCCAUAGAGAAAAUGCUGGAGCAGAAGAAGAUCUCGAGCAAGAUAAAUUACGAUGUGCUGAGGGAUCUGAACAGCAAGGGGAGCAGCACACCAACCCGGGAGGAAAGUGACAGCAGUAACCGUGGCGGCAGUAACAGCCGCAGCAAGAAGGGACCAGCCCACCGAAAGUCAGCCGCAAACUCCCGAAGCCUUGCUACACCCGUCAACAACCUGGGCAAGAGACUUCGGCCCCUGAUUUCUUCAGUACCUUCGAAAAAACCAGCAAAUAACCCGGCUCCUGACUCAGGACCUGGUGCUAGUCAGGUAGAGCAGCCUGUUGCAGUGCUGGUCGAGAGUGGCCCUGUGGUUUAUAAUGAGGACGAGGUGGAAGAGGAGGAGGAAGUGGAAGAAGAGGAAGAGAACUGCCUCAGUGCACUGCAGCUUAUCGGUGGAAAUGAUUAUGGCUUUGAAAUGGAGGAGGAUGAUGGAUUCUAAAUGAUGGAGGAUGAUGGCACUUUCCCGAAGGAGCAUUGAAGCCGGUCGGAAAGUUGGGAGUGUUUCCUGUUCUGUUCAAGGCAGACAGCUUGGUGGCAGAGCCCCGUUCUCCUGCGUGACCGGCUUGAUCUAGGAAAGCAGUCGCGAAAGCCUGGGAAUGUCUUUGCCUGGCUCGUGACAUGACGACGGUUUUCAGGCAUGUGUGACUGAAGAACUUUUUUUUUGAUCAGUAGCUAUUUGAAAAUGAAAUGGCAACUCUUGGCUUUUUGAGUUUUUGUUUCCUUGUUUAUUUUUUGUACAGAAUUUGCUAUUUAUUACAGUUCAUUUGAAUAAUUUAGUUUUUUUUAUUCCUGUGUACCUACCAUCCUGUGGAGCAGAGAUGCUUGAAACAAUAGGGUGUAGGAGAGAUGGUUUAGAAAUCUGGGGGACAAAAUGUGGGAAUGUCACAUGGGAAUGCCAACUUGAAAAAAAAUUCCACAAGUGCACCCACAUUUCCAUGUGCCUGGUUUUUACUGGAAUUGGUGUGAUAGCAUGUCUCUAAACAAUGAGAUGCUAAUUUCCAAUAGGCAGGGGUCUGCAAGAAGUCGUCAUUGUCUAAUCUGCUGAAGGUCCAUUUUGUUGUUUGAAACCAUGCAGAAAUGAUCAGUUAUGUUCAGUACUAAGUCCUCACGGUGAGUGUGAUGUCAGAGUGUCAGGGAGUGCCCAUGCCGUCAGCUCAGUUACACAGGAAGAAAAUCCAUGGCCUCUUUCUAAAUUGUUGAUUGCUGAUUGUAGAUUCACUGGUUUGAGUUGCUUUGAUAUCUUUUCUGUUCAUUCCAUAGGAUCAGUGUUUUUCUAUAUAAAAAAAUAAAAAUGAACAAACUCA
Chiloscyllium plagiosum (whitespotted bambooshark) is the source of this 3088-nucleotide messenger RNA. RefSeq names its product BRF1 general transcription factor IIIB subunit b. Gene Ontology annotation, molecular function: RNA polymerase III type 3 promoter sequence-specific DNA binding; TBP-class protein binding; RNA polymerase III general transcription initiation factor activity. Gene Ontology annotation, cellular component: transcription preinitiation complex; transcription factor TFIIIB complex; nucleus. Gene Ontology annotation, biological process: transcription by RNA polymerase III; DNA-templated transcription initiation; transcription preinitiation complex assembly. Lineage: Eukaryota; Metazoa; Chordata; Chondrichthyes; Orectolobiformes; Hemiscylliidae. The record is from RefSeq and is a predicted model, not a curated record.